CGCUCAAAAUCUGACAGUUCAAAGUGUUUUCAAAUUUUUCUUCAAACAAAUAAAACUAUUUUUCUUGUCCACUCUUGCAAAAAAAUAAAUAAAAUUUUUUGCAAAACCUCCUAAAAACAAUGGACGAUCCAGUAUUUAAACAAAAAUACCAAAAAUACAAACUUCGCGUUAAAUUAUGGGAAAAAGACUUUAAAAAGAAAUACAAUCGAAUUCCUUCAAAGUAUGAUAUUCGUGAUGCAUCAAAAGACAUACGUGAUUCUUACAAAAUGUACUACAAAUUAAAAACCUCAUUUCUCGAAGACACUCUAAAUGAUGUCCUCUUUGAAGAUGGUUUCGAUAUCCUCGAAACCUCUCAAGGUGACAACGAUGAAAGCAUGCAAGAUAGUUUAUCUGGACCACAACUUCCUUUAGAUAUAUCAAAUAUUUCCAAUAUGGAUUCGUCAAUAAACUUUUCCAAUUUAAAUGAACUCACUUCGUCCACUCAAAUCACAAAUACUGUCAAUCUAAAUGAAGAUCAUGUCAUAAAAGAGUUUGAACCCGUUGAAAACAAUGAACACAAUACAAAUGCAUGGGGCAAAGCAGUAAGUAAAAAACCUGCUCCACAAAAAUCCACUAGUCCCAUUCGGCAAGUUUUCAAAUCCAAUUUGACUGCAAAACUUUUUAAAAGCUCUUCAUUUUCAAAAAGAAAUCCUCGCAAGUCUUUAGCCAAACCGAAUAAAGAAUUGUCACAGUCUUCGGUGACAUCUAGUCAAUCAGAGACACAAGAUCCAAUGGAACUUCUUCCUGAUCUUGAGACAAUUCUAACUCAAAGAGCUAAGGAAUUGGCUAAUAAAGAACCGAAUUAUGAUUUUAUGAGUGCUGUGGGUUUGAAAAAGCCCAAAAAUAGUUCGUUACAGUUGGACAUGGGUUGGCUUAGUAGAAAUGUUACAGAUGAUGAGAAUUCCUUUAUGCCGGGGAAUCAAAAAAGGGAACCAAUUGCAAUGGGAUUGAGUAAUUUGAAUAAUAUUUCUCAUUUAAUAGCUAACGAAGACAAACAGGAAUCAACUAUUGUUGAUAGUCCGAUGGCGAUUCCCGAACCCACUGAAGUUAACCCAAAACCCGAUAAUAGUCCAUUGCCAAUAACUGAACCUGUUGAAGUUCCCACAAAACCCGUGGAAGAUAAAAAUGAUUCCGACUCUAUCGUGUCUAAUAGCGAAGAUGAAAAAGAGUCUCAAGAAGUUCGUCGGAUAGUCAAACGCAGGCGAGUUCUGACAACAAUCGAUAAAAACCAACAAACGACACCAAUUGCUGUUGAAAAAGAACCUAUCAAACUUCCACCAAUUCGAAUUAUGCCAGAAGACACUUCUAAACUUCCAUCGGAUGAGACAUCCCAAGCAACAGAAGUUAGUCCUGUUGUUGCAAAGAAGCGCAAGCGAAAGGUAAUCGAUACAUCUGAGGACGAUGAGGAGGAUAAGAAACCAAAACGAACUCGCAAAAAAGCUCCAGCAACAAAAAAGAAACUUCCAAAGAAGGAAAAGGAAGCAACCAUAAAGACAAAAGCUAAGAAAGGAGUUCCAAAACCUACAGGUUCACGAAAACCAACCAGAGUCACAAAGAAGCAACAAGAACAGGAGGCCCUUCAAGAAGAAGAAGAUGAAGGAAAAGCCCCAGAUCCAGAAGAUAUAAAGUACACUCUAGCUUUAGAAACUAAAAAUCUACGCUGCUUGCCUAGAGCAAAUGUUGAAGAUCUUAAAAUGGCCAACUCCAUGGCAGAUGAUUACAUUAACAAUAUCACCGACAAAAUAGGGGCAGUCACCAAUAAACCUGAGGCUGCCAAACGUGGUCCAGUAAAUACGAAACGUGAAGCAGAUAGAGAAAAAUUAGCCCAAAAAGUUGCCUCAGGAAAAUUAAAUGAGAACUUUGUUCGAAUUAACAUUCAGAAAAAAGUAUUUGUUCGUGGCAAGAAAACUGUCAAUUUCUCCAAAUACAAAAAGGCCCAAUGGAAACAGAAGAAAGCAGCAGCUUUAAUUGGACCCGAAAUGAAUAUGGGCGGAUGUGAUGGUGGAAUUUUAACUUGUUUUCAAUGUGGCCAGCCAGGACAUUUUGCUCAGCAGUGUAAAGUUAAGGGUGAUACUCUUCUGCCGGCAAGUGUUGAUAUUGAUGAAGAUAGUCCUUAUUUAACUCUGGAAGAGGCAGAAAAAAUGGCCAGUCAGAGUGCGGUGGUUGUGCAUAGUCGGAAUUUGGAUAAGCUUCCACAAGCUACCAAUACACUUCUUUAUAGGCAGGGGGAUGACGAAGAAGAAGAAGAGGAGGAAAAUGAAGAUGAUAAUGAAAAUGAAAAAGAGGAAGAUAUUGUCAGUGAAAUAUGCAAAGAAAUCGAAGCUGAAAGUGAAACUCAAAAACCGUCUGAAAUAUCAUCGCCGACAAAGAAAUACAUAGGACAUUCAAUUCCUCAGGAUUUCCUUGAGAAAGCCGGUCUCCUCAACGCUCCUAAUGUAGUUUCCAAGUCUGGAGCUAUCUACGAACUCAAUCCUGAUGGAUCUGUUCCAGCAGCAACCGAAGAAGUCUAUGAAGCACUUCGAAUGUUUGGUCACACUGAUUUCCGCAAGGGUCAAGAUCGAGCCAUUAUGAGAAUUCUCUCCGGCCAAUCGACUUUGGUCACUCUCAGUACUGGUAGUGGAAAAUCUCUCUGCUAUCAAUUGCCUGCCUACUUAUAUAGCAAAAAGAUGAACUCCAUAACUUUGGUCAUUUCACCAUUGGUUUCGUUAAUGGAGGAUCAAGUACAUGGUGUGCCACAUUUUCUACGAGCCCAUUGUCUACAUACCAAUCAAACGCCACAACAAAGAAUCAAAAUUCUCGAUAUGAUUAAUAAUGGAGAAAUUGAUAUUUUAUUAGUAUCGCCAGAGGCAGUUGUUGCUGGCGAACGUUCAACUGGAUUUGGUUCGAUUUUGAGAAAAUUACCGCCCAUUGCAUUUGCAUGUAUCGAUGAGGCGCAUUGUGUUUCCCAAUGGAGUCAUAAUUUUCGUCCGAGUUAUCUGAUGAUUUGUAAAGUUUUGCAAAAGAAUUUGGGUGUUAAGACUGUUUUGGGAUUGACUGCAACGGCUACAUUACCAACUCGAACGAGUAUAAUUAGACAUUUGGGUAUUCCGGAUGGAGAGAAGGGUAUUAUUAGUGAUGUUCCAUUGCCGGAUAAUUUGAUAUUGUCGGUAUCGAAGGAUGCUAAUAGGGAUACAGCACUGAUUGGACUUCUUUUGAGUAAAAGGUUUGAUUCAUGUCAAUCGAUUAUCAUCUACUGCACUAGACGUGAUGAAUGUGAACGAAUUGCUGGUCAAAUAAGAACAUACAUGCAGGAUAGAAAAGCCGAACCAACAAAUGCGAAGAAACGCAAACGUGUUACUGUUAAUUGGCAGGCAGAACCAUACCACGCAGGUCUACCAGCUUCUCGUCGGCGUACAAUACAAAAUGCAUUUAUGAGAAACGAACUGCGCAUAGUUGUGGCUACAAUUGCCUUUGGCAUGGGUAUCAAUAAACCAGACAUUCGUUCAGUCAUUCAUUACAAUAUGCCAAGAAAUUUCGAGAGCUAUGUACAAGAGAUCGGUCGUGCUGGUCGCGAUGGUAAAAUAUCUCAUUGUCAUUUGUUUUUGGAUUCCAAAGGUGGCGAUCAGAAUGAAUUGCGUCGACAUAUCUUUGCCAAUUCGAUCGAUAGACAUGUGAUACGUAAGCUAUUGCAGAAAUUAUUUAUUCCCUGUUCGUGUGAUAAGAAUUUGAAGAAGAAUGAUUUUGUAAAUGAACAUCGGGAUGAAAUCAUGGCAACUCAAGACAUCGACUGGGAUGAAGAAAUGUUCGACACUGAUGAUAAUCCAAUUAAAGAAUCUCAUUCCAAAUUGAACAGCAAACAAUCACGAAAAAGAAUAUGCCCGGGUCAUGAAAUUGGUAUUUCAAUUGAGAAAACAGUUCAGGCUUUAGAUAUUCCCGAAGAGAACAUAUCAACACUUCUUUGUUAUUUAGAAUUGGACCAUCGGUGGGGUAUAAAUGUGCUGAGUUCAGCUUACAUAAUGUGCAAAGUGGUAUCCUACGGAGGUGCAAAGUAUUUAAAGCAUGCGGCUAAAGACUGUCCCCCAUUGGCAAUGGCCAUAGCAUUACAAUUGAAAAACAAAACCUUCAAAGAGGAUAGCAAUACACUUGAAUUUUCUGUGAUUGAUAUUGCAGCGGCAAUUGGAUGGAAUAGUGGAGUUGUUAAAUAUCAAUUAAAAAAUCUAGAAUGGAUUACACAAAAUGGUUAUCCAAAAAGAUCACCAUUGACAGUGACAUAUUUUGAUUUAGGAUUCAGAGUCCAAUCGCCUGGAGAUUUUACAUUAGAUGAAAUCGAUGAAGCUCUUGAUUGUCUUUAUGAACGUUCAGUGAAACAAGAACAUACACAAUUAAUUCAGCUUCAAUACGUAUUUCAAGGACUUUCUUCGGUUUCUUAUAAAUCUUACAUACCCUGUACAACUGAAGAUUUCCCACAAGCAAAUUCCGAUAAAUUAAAACUAAUUGUUCGAGAGUAUUUCCAAAAUGAUUAUCCAAAAGAUCUUGUUCUCGACAUUGAGGAAUCCAAUGUAACUGAUGAUGAAAUAACUGGUGACAUUUAUUCAAUAAUAAAUAUGUAUCCUGAUAAUACAUUUUCUGGAAGAAAUAUUGCACGAAUCUUUCAUGGUAUACAAAGUCCUAAUUUCCCAGCUGUUAUAUGGGGACGUUGUAGAUAUUGGAGAGCCCAUUCAAAAACAGACUUCAAUAGAAUUGUUAAGUUAGCUAAUUCAAUAAUUGUUAAGAUGAGAACUUAGUUUUUUUUUUAAAUUUAGUAUUUAUGUUGUUAGUGUAAAAAUGUUAUAAUGUGAUUAAAAAAAAUAUG
Episyrphus balteatus (marmalade hoverfly) is the source of this 4870-nucleotide messenger RNA. It is a transcript of the gene RecQ4, whose product is annotated as ATP-dependent DNA helicase Q4. Gene Ontology annotation, molecular function: four-way junction helicase activity; ATP binding; nucleic acid binding. Gene Ontology annotation, biological process: double-strand break repair via homologous recombination. Lineage: Eukaryota; Metazoa; Arthropoda; Insecta; Diptera; Syrphidae. The transcript has 10 exons. Gene Ontology annotation, cellular component: cytoplasm; nucleus; chromosome. The record is from RefSeq and is a predicted model, not a curated record. Bases 120 to 4802 code for a protein of 1560 amino acids.